AUGGACGAUUACAAGAAUUCAACUGCAACCCACAGCAUCAAAGUAACUAGCCCAUGGCUGGAUCCUCUCAAGAGUGUGUUUCUGAAUACUCCUCAAGACCUCCCUGAGAUGCUCCUAAUAUUACCUUUGAUCUGUACUAUUGGAGCAUUUUUGAACAUGCGCUUGAAAGACUUUCCAAUUCCUCUUCCUGUGAUAUUAUUUUUGAUUGGAUGCUGUUUUGAAAUCCUAAGUUAUACAUCUUCCUGGAUCCAGACAUAUGCAGAUGCCAUACAAUGGAUAGACCCAGACAUAUUUUUUGACUUAGUUAUACCAGCAAUUAUCUUUAAUGCUGCAUUUGACAUGGAUGUGUUCAUGCUCCAAAAGUUAUUGUGUGAGAUACUCUUAAUUACAAUUCCUGGGUUUGUGAUCAAUUACACCUUAGUAUUUUGUUAUCUUCAGUCUGUAAAUAAAUUGUCAUUGAAGACGAUCGCAUGUUUACUAUUUUCAACUGUGCUUGUGAGUUCAGAUCCUAUGCUGACUGCAGCUGCCAUAAGAGACCUUGGUCUUUCUAGAAGUCUCACAAGUUUAAUUCAGGGAGAAAGUCUACUGACCUCUGUUAUAUCCUUAGUUACAUAUAGUGGUGUUGUGAAGAUCAAUCACAGCUACAAACAUGCGAAUCAAACUCUAGCCCACAAUGUCAUGUCUACAGUUCACUCACAUCUUAUAGAAAGCUUCUUGUUUGGAAUUCUAAACACAAAAUUGUUUCAACUGUGGAUGUCUACUAAUUUUGGUGAUGAUGUCCACCAAAUAAGUCUCAUGUUUUCUGUGUUAUACCUCAUCUUUAAUUUUUGUGAGCUGACUGGAAGGUCUGGAAUAUUGACCCUGGCCAUCAUUGGACUUUUUCUAAACUCCACUAGUUUUAAACCAGGAGGAGUCAAAGCAUUUCUUCUCAUAUUCUGGAAUUCUCUAUCAUUUGUUGCUUUCCUUAUGGUGUUUACUUUCAGUGGACUUCUAAUCCCUGCACAUACAUAUUUAUAUAUGUCAUUUUCAGAUGUAUAUUAUUCAUUAACUAUCUACUUCACACUGAUUGUUUUAAGACUUCUGGUCUUAUUAUUAAUGAGCCCCAUUUUAUCUCGACUUGGUCGUGGGUCCAACUGACACUGGGCCCUCAUAAUGGUCUGGAGUGAAAUGAAAGGCACACCCAACAUCACCAUGGCCCUCCUGCUUGCCUACUCUGACCUUUCCCUUGGUUCUGAGUGGGAAAAAUCUCAA
This is a messenger RNA of Nannospalax galili (Upper Galilee mountains blind mole rat), 1251 nucleotides long. Its product is annotated as sodium/hydrogen exchanger 10-like. Gene Ontology annotation, cellular component: membrane. NCBI's taxonomy places the organism in Eukaryota, Metazoa, Chordata, Mammalia, Rodentia, Spalacidae. The transcript is spliced from 9 exons. The record is from RefSeq and is a predicted model, not a curated record. The annotation marks the transcript as partial. Gene Ontology annotation, molecular function: sodium:proton antiporter activity. Gene Ontology annotation, biological process: proton transmembrane transport.